Molecule: messenger RNA, 1171 nt
Organism: Tarenaya hassleriana
Lineage: Eukaryota; Viridiplantae; Streptophyta; Magnoliopsida; Brassicales; Cleomaceae
Product: cystinosin homolog
Exons: 8
Coding region: 94-909 (271 amino acids)
Biological process (GO): L-cystine transport
Cellular component (GO): vacuolar membrane
Molecular function (GO): L-cystine transmembrane transporter activity
Source: RefSeq, a predicted model, not a curated record
UCGGUUUGUUUUUUUUUUUUGGUUUCCGUCUCCUUCACACCAUUUCGUUUGGAAGAACAAAAGAUCUGAGGAUCGAUUGAGAGGGAGGGUGCGAUGGCUUCGUGGAAUUCGGUUCCGCUCGAAAUCGCUUACGAAGUCGUAGGAUGGAUCGCGUUUGCUUCGUGGUCGAUCAGUUUCUACCCGCAGCUGAUUUUGAAUUUUCGCCGGAAAUGUGUUGUUGGGUUGAACUUCGACUUCGUGCUGUUGAAUUUGACCAAGCACUCCUCGUAUAUGAUCUACAACGUCUGUCUCUACUUCAGCCCUGCUGUGCAAAAGCAGUACUUUGACAAGUACGGCUAUGGGGAGAUGAUACCCGUUGCUGCAAAUGAUGUUGCCUUCUCAGUCCAUGCCGUUGUAAUGACAGCUCUCACACUUUUCCAAAUCGUUAUUUAUGAACGUGGACCUCAAAAAGUCUCCAAACUUGCUAUUGCCAUCGUGUCUGUUGUAUGGGCAAUUGCUGCUAUCUGCCUCUUCAUAGCAUUACCAACCCAUUCUUGGCUCUGGCUCAUCUCGGUUUUCAACACGAUUCAGGUCUUCAUGACAGUCAUCAAAUAUAUUCCACAGGCCAGGAUGAACUUCAUCAGGAAAAGCACGGUUGGAUUCAGCAUAGGGAAUAUCCUUCUUGAUUUUGUUGGGGGGCUUGCCAAUUAUCUGCAAAUGGCUCUGCAAUCUAUCGACCAAAAUUCAUGGGUGAAUUUCUAUGGAAAUAUUGGGAAGACUCUUCUGUCACUGAUAUCCGUAUUCUUCGACAUCCUCUUCAUGUGUCAACACUACAUAUUAUAUCCAGAAAAGAAAUCAUCCAAGUCUUCAGAGAUCGUUCAAGAUCCCACAGAACCUCUCGUAGUUGAUUCUUCUCCAGAGAAUGUUUAAGGACAAAAGCCAAAAUCUUUCAGGUUCUUUCUUCUGCCCUCUUUAAGUCUCUUACUCUAUAGCAUCUUGGGUUAAAUAUAUACAAAAUGUUGUACUACAGGAUCGUGUCUGCGUCUAUGUAAGAACCAGUUCUGGACAAACUCUUGUGUGAUGUUAGUUUACAUUGAACUCUGCCCUCUUUCGUUUCUGGAUAAGGGGAAUUUAUAUGUUUUUUUUCCUAUGAUAUAAUGGGUGAUGUGUAAAGACUCGAUCUUUUUUUUUC